AAAUCAAGAGUUGGAUACUUACCCAACUGAGCCACCCAGGGACCCUCCAAAUUGGGUAAUUUUAUCAAAUUAAAAAAUAAAUUAACAUGUGCUAUUACUUCAAUUGUACUAAGAUUUAUUUUAAAUAAGGGAUGUGUAAUCUUAAAAUCAAACACAGAAAUAUACCAUUGAUAGAUGUAUCCUACUAUAAUGCAUGUACUUAUGCUAUUUGUCAGACAAUCAUGUAGCUGCAAAUCAAUUUAUGGUCCUUUAUCUCCCUCUAGCUUCUAAUUAAAGUUUUGCAGGCUGGACAUCUGCCCCCCCGCCCCAUCCCCCCAAAAAAAGCAAUUACAGAGAUUCUUAAAAUUUAGCACUGACUUAUGGGGUCGAAAGCUAAAUGAAAGGCCAUUUAAAUACAUAAAUAUAAAAGCUGACUCAAAUGUGGUACAUAGUAGGGUUCCUUCCUUGAAGGAACCCCCAGGGAAGGAAAUUGGACAGAGGAAGUCAUUGUCUCAAUACUCCAUCCCCCUUCUUGGUUUUAAAUCUGAUUGAGCCCUCAGUAACAACCUGAGUAACAACCUCAGUAACAAGUGGAAUGUUAAAAAAGUGUUGAUCCCUUUUCUAGAUUUUGGGUUUUAUAGAUUUUGGGUCUUUUAUUUUUCAAAACACCUGGUGUUAAAAGUGGUUAAUUCAGUUGAAUCUAGAGGGUAGGCUAUGGAGGAUUGAAACUGUGUUGUGUUGAUUAUUGACCUUUGCUCAGAGUGUUCUGUAGUACUCCUCUCUUCUCCUUUUUAAACAGACUGCACUUGCCACUUGCUUCUGCCUAUGAUACCUCCUUUCCAUGCUGUCAGUUCUUGCUUCUUGCUGGGACUUAUGCUAUCUGCCAACUCCUAGGUUUCUCCUGGGUGAAACUGUGGAGAAUCUAAUCACAUAUCUAGGCACCCUACAUGCUGGAAAAACUCUGUUGGCACAAAGAAAAGACUUGUCCACAGGCUCCAUAGUUUUGACAUAAGGCUUCCUGAUCUGCCAAUAGCUAAACCCUAGAGAGAGCCCUGAGCAGUUGAAUACUCCCAGAUUCCUUUAUUUAGCUAACAGGUGGCCCUGUAUCUUACAGCGGUGGCCAGAGUCUCACAUACAAUCAAUCUUCUGUUGGAGUGAAAGGAACAUUGUUGGCUUCCUAUAAACAUAACUAGAGCCCCUGAUGGAACCCUUUACUUAGGUUCCUCAGGAGUUCAGUGAUCCACCAGAACUGAUAAACAGUCCAUAGUUUCAUUCACCAGCAUUCUAUAACUUCCAUCUCCUUCACCCAAACAGAGGUUGGCACAAACUUUGCCAUGUGACUAAUUUCAGGAGUAAUUAAUGGAUCCCAUCCACAGCAGUGGCAGUAACUCCCCGAACUCAACCAAGCAAUGAAACCAGGUAGAGUGAAAGUUUGACAUCAGUUCAAGUUUCCUUUAUUUUGGGAUCUCAAGUACUCAAGACUGACAUCCCUACGCCUCCAUCUCCGAGGAUUCUAUCCUCUAAACCUGACACCCAGGAGUGAAUCAGUGCAGCCCAGCAUCCUCACCCAUAGGGGGCCCAGCUUUGUCUCUAUCAAAUGGUUUCAGCUCCACCCGCAGGGGUCUCUGUCUUAUUUCUGGCCAUUUGAUCUUAAGCACUGUGUUCCCUACGAUCCUUAACCAGAACUCUUGCAUCUCACACUGUUCAUCAGAGAUUUGGGUGCAGCAGUGGAUGGACGUCGUCGUCCUGAAAGACCCCCUGCUAGUGAGUACAAGGGCUGACUUGGUGGCAGGGGGCUCUCCUGAAGAGCUUUCUCCUGGUGAGGCCCAUCCUCCAGAUCUUGGGGUUGGAGGUCCAGAUGAGAGAACAUGAGGAUAUUCUUACCACAUCAUGCAGACAUGCAGUGGCCUCCUAACUGGUCUCCUCCUGUCCAUGUUUUCCUCUUUUCAAUUCUCCACACGGCAGUCAGGAAAUCUCAUGGUGGCUUUCUUUUAUUGAAAGCCCUUCCCUGUCUCACCUGUAUGCCCUUGUCCUUGCCAGUCUUUCCAGUCCCACCUUGUGCCACCUUCCUCCUGUGCUGUGUUCCAAUUUUUUUUUUUUUUUAGUUCCUCACAUUUAUUGCUCCCUCCUGCUUGAGCUUUUCCACAUGCCGUUUUCUUUGACUUUUCAACGUAUUAAUUCCCACUCAUCUUUUUGAGCUCAGUUCAAAUGUCAUCUCUUCAGGGAAGCUGUCCUUGAGUCCCCCAUUACUCCCUUUGUAGCUCUACAUCAAUUCCUUCCUAGUUUGUAAUUUUAUAUCUGAGCAAUAUUUCUGUCUACCUCCCAAUCAGCUUGUAAGCUUCAUGAAGGCAGAGUUUAUGUCUAUAAAGGUUUCCCCUGGAUCCCUGAGUACCCGCAUGGUAGAGGCUUGAUAAAUAUUUACUAGAUGAAUAAAUUCACGAAAAUAAACAUGGAAAAUUACUACUAUCAGAGACUCCACCAGAUGGUGAGUAGAUGUAGUUCCAUGACCUCAUGCACUUUCAGUGGUUCUGUCACAUGUGUGACAGCUAAGAAAUUUUUCAUUCUAUGUGACACAAAUUCGAUAUGACAGCUGCAAGAGUGGGUGCCUGGAUUCUUGUCCAGUUUCUCCUCCCUUGGUCUCUCUCUUCUUCCUUCUAGCUCACCCAAAAUACUCACUAGACAAGUGUGGACACAUACACAUACACACACAUGCACAUACAUACACACACACAACUUUCCCAUAGCAUACGAAUGGCAAAUUCUGGCUUCUUGAAUUCUAAAAAAUGUUUUUUCCUACAUUAUUUAUUUAGUGAGAUCUGUUAGUUGGCUUUGUUCUGUUAAAAACAAUAAUAUCAAUCAGAAAAUAACAUAACCUUUCUUUAAGAUUCACACAUUUCUUAAAAAUCUCAUUUCCUAGAGAUCUUAAUAGAAACUUUACACCACUUGGAAUUAUUUCCUAAGAGUACAUUUUUCACUCAAACUCUUUUCUGGCCACUUAACUUUUCACUUCGUCUAGAUUUUUUUUUUUUUCCUAAAAAUAUCAUAAGGUACUUGAGGGGAGAGUCUAUGGAUCUUCUAGUUUAUACUCUCCCCAACCUAUAUCUGUGCAUAAAAAGUAUUUAACAAAAUUCUUUCAAUUGUUUCCAGAAAGAGAAUUUAAGUUGAAGAGGAAAAGAAAAUGAAGUUAUUACAAAAUUGUAUAUUCUAUAAUUAUAUUUCAUGUCCUAUGACAAAGGAAAAUGAAGACUGUAGGCAAGAAGGUAAAUCUGUAUUCUAGUUGGUUGAGGUAAAAGCCAUGGUAACUGUGAAAGUAAGUUACUGUUAAUAACCAGAAAGAAGACAAAUUCACAAAUUAUCAUUUUCAUGGAAAAUUAUUAUUGCAAACUGCUCUGGAUUAAACAGUCCUUGAGGCUUAAACAUUCUAUUAUGGCCAACUUUAACCCUUAUAUAUGAUUAACACUCUUUUUACUAUCCCACUGAAUUUCAUAAACCCACGAGGAGGAUUCAGAGUGUAAGCAAUCAUGUAGAAGAAUGUAAUGUGAAUCAGAAGAACUUCCUGACUUCAGACUAUAGAUUCUCUGGGUUGAGAAGAAAGGUCAAGUCCAGAUGGCAAAUGAACAAGAGGAGAACUAACCUUGGUGGGUCACUGAAGAGGGAACUGGUCUUGCCCCACUGGGGAGGAGCAAACUAACAGAAGCACCAUCAUACUCACAAAGGAUACUUUAGACUACUGAAGAUGCAGUGUUAUCAGAGGUGUGGAAAAACAAUGUCAUUUCUACAGGGGAACUUGUAGAUGUCCCACGUCCAGAUUGGCAAUGAAUGAAAAUAGAAAUAAUAGCAGCUGCCAGAAGAGAGAUUGGUUGAUACUGAUCACAUUUGAAGCAACUGUUUGGGGGAGAGGAGCUUUGUAGAGACAGCUUGUAUUUGAAGAAACUGAAGAACCUGAUUUUAUUGCAUUAUGUCAGAAAUUAAAGAUACCAGAUCAUGUCAGAGAAAGAGCUUGGUUUACUUGGGAAAAAGUUUCAUCUGUGGAUGGAGUGUUGGAAGGUUAUAGUCAAAGGAAAAAGGAACUAUGGGGAAUCUGUAUCUUUAUUGCAGCAGUUGACCUAGAUGAGAUGCCAUUCACCUUUACUGAGCUACAGAAAAACAUAGAAACCAGUGUCUACAAAUUCUUUGAUUUACUAAAAGAAGUUGAUACGAGUACCAAAGUUGAUAAUGCUAUGUCAAGACUGUUGAAGAAGUAUAAGGUAUUGUGUGCACUCUACAGCAAAUUGGAAAGGACAUGUGAACAUAUAUAUUUGACACAACCUGGCAGUUUGCUAUCUACUGAAAUAAACUCUCUGUUGGUGCUAAAAGCUUCUUGGAUCACAUUUUUACUAGCUAAAGGGGAAGUGUUACAAAUGGAAGAUGAUCUCGUCAUCUCAUUUCAGUUAAUGCUCUGUGUCCUUGAUUAUUUUAUUAAACUCUCACCUCCUGCGUUGCUUAAAGAACCAUAUAAAACAGCUGUAAUACCUUUUAAUGGUUCACCUCGAACACCAAGGCGAGGUCAGAACAGGAGUGCACGGAUAGCAAAACAACUAGAAAAUGAUACAAGAAUUAUUGAAGUUCUCUGUAAAGAACAUGAAUGUAAUAUAGAUGAGGUGAAAAAUGUUUAUUUCAAAAAUUUCAUACCUUUUAUGAAUUCUCUUGGAAUUGUAGCUUCUAAUGGACUUCCAGAGGUGGAAAGUCUCUCUAAACAAUAUGAAGAAAUUUACCUUAAAAACAAAGAUCUUGAUGCAAGAUUAUUUCUGGAUCAUGAUAAAACUCUUCAGGCUGAUCCUAUAGACAGUUUUGAAAUGCAGAGAACACCACGAAAAAGUAACUCUGAUGAAGAGGUGAAUACGAUGCUUCCGCAGACUCCAGUUAGGACCGUUAUGAAUACUAUUCAACAGUUAAUGAUGAUCUUAAAUUCAGCAAGUGAUCAACCAUCAGAAAAUCUGAUUUCCUAUUUUAAUAACUGCACAGUGAAUCCAAAGGAAAGUAUCCUGAAAAGAGUGAAGGAUAUUGGAUGCAUCUUUAAAGAGAAAUUUGCUAAAGCUGUGGGACAGGGAUGUAUGGAAAUUGGAUCACAGAGAUACAAACUUGGAGUCCGAUUAUAUUACCGAGUAAUGGAAUCUAUGCUUAAAUCAGAAGAAGAACGAUUAUCCAUUCAAAAUUUUAGUAAACUCCUGAAUGACAACAUCUUUCAUAUGUCUUUGUUGGCAUGCGCUCUUGAGGUUGUAAUGGCUACAUAUAGCAGAAGUACAUCUCAGAAUCUUGAUACUGGAACAGAUUUGUCCUUCCCAUGGAUUCUGAAUGUACUUAAUUUAAAAGCCUUUGAUUUUUACAAAGUGAUUGAAAGUUUUAUCAAAGCAGAAGCCAACUUGACCAGAGAAAUGAUAAAACAUUUAGAGCGAUGUGAACAUCGAAUCAUGGAAUCCCUUGCAUGGCUCUCUGAUUCACCUUUAUUUGAUCUUAUUAAACAAGCAAAGGACCGAGAAGGACCAGCUGAUCACCUUGAAUCUGCUUGUACUCUCAGCCUUCCUCUCCAGAGUAAUCACACUGCAGCAGAUAUGUAUCUUUCUCCAAUCAGAUCCCCAAAGAAAAAAGGAACUACACGUGUAAAUUCUACUGCAAACACAGAGGCACAAGCAACCUCAGCCUUCCAGACUCAGAAGCCAUUGAAAUCUACCUCCCUUUCACUUUUUUACAAAAAAGUGUACCGACUGGCCUAUCUUCGACUAAAUACCCUGUGUGCACGCCUUCUGUCUGACCACCCUGAACUGGAACACAUCAUCUGGACCCUUUUUCAGCACACACUGCAAAAUGAGUAUGAACUCAUGAGAGACAGGCAUUUGGAUCAGAUUAUGAUGUGUUCCAUGUAUGGCAUUUGCAAAGUGAAGAAUAUAGACCUUAAAUUCAAAAUCAUUGUAACAGCAUACAAGGAUCUUCCUCAUGCUGUUCAGGAGACAUUCAAACGAGUUUUGAUCAGAGAAGAGGAGUAUGAUUCCAUUAUAGUAUUCUAUAACUCAGUCUUCAUGCAGAGACUUAAAACAAAUAUUUUGCAGUAUGCUUCUACCAGGCCCCCGACUUUGUCACCAAUACCUCACAUUCCUCGAAGCCCUUACAAGUUUUCUAGUUCACCUUUACGAAUUCCUGGGGGAAACAUCUAUAUAUCACCCCUGAAGAAUCCAUAUAAAAUUUCAGAAGGUGUGCCAACACCAACAAAAAUGACUCCAAGAUCGAGAAUCUUAGUAUCAAUUGGUGAAUCAUUUGGGACUUCUGAGAAGUUCCAGAAAAUAAAUCAGAUGGUGUGUAACAGCGACCGUGUGCUCAAAAGAAGUGCUGAAGGAGGCAACCCUCCUAAACCGCUGAAAAAACUACGCUUUGAUAUUGAAGGAUCAGAUGAAGCAGACGGAAGUAAACAUCUCCCAGGGGAAUCCAAAUUUCAACAGAAACUGGCAGAAAUGACAUCUACCCGAACACGAAUGCAGAAGCAAAAAAUGAACGAUAGCAUGGAUACCUCAAACAGGGAAGAAAAAUGAGGAUCCCAUGACCUCACUGGGCACCGUAUACACCUGUGGCCUCAUUGUCUCUCACAGAGCAGACUAUGUGACUCUCCCAGGUUCUGUUUACGGCCACAUUGGAUAUGAUCUUCAGCUCUUUUUACAGAUAUUGGAUCUCGAGUGUGCAGAUGGGCUUGCCUGUGCGUGCAGGGGAUUCCUAAGCCACUUGCAACGUCGUAGUCAGUAGAAUAUACAUUGUUAUUGCACAAGAUUGAAAAUCUUGUGUAAAUACUGCCAUUUAGAAAGUUGUAGCAGAUGUUUUCAUUUCCAAAAUAUAAUUGCUGUGCUCUACAAACGGCGAGGAUGCCCUGGGAGGGGCAUCCCAGCAACCCAGGCCUAUUUGAGUACUUUGUCUUUUCUUGUGGCAUAUAUGUGAUGUUUGCUAUUAUUUUAUUAAUUUAUAUUUAUAUAUUUUUUAAUUUAACAUGAACGCCCUUAGAAUAUGUGUCCUGUCUUCCAAAUGCAAUUUGGCUGACUACUUCCCCCUCACCCAAGUGAUCCUGAACUCUUCUGCUAAAACAGAUAUUAGAAACUAGGGAAAAAAAUUACUAAUUUUUACACAUUAGAUUUUAGUUUAUUAAUGGAAUUUGAUGUACUGUGUGCUUGUUUUAUAAAUUUUAGUUUUAAAAUACAAGCAGAAAGCAGAGUAUAAACAAAUGAUGUUGUCAUACUACUGAUACAGAUUUCAUACCUCAGGACUUGUAAGAAUUUAUUGAUCCUUUUCUCCAUCCAACUCCUGCUUUAAAGUGAGGGUUAUUAAUAGUACUCUUGGUUUUUAUAAACCAUUCAGAACCCCGAAUUCAGGAAGUACCCAUCUAGUACUUGGAAAAUAAAGUGUUCAGCUAGAGCUUUGCCACAGAGGGCCCUAAGACAGGAUAUCCCAAGUGCACUUUCUAAUGUUUCUGGGUCCGAAGAAUCAAGACCUAAAAUAAUUUUACUCCACAGACUGUUAACUAUAGGAGCCUUAAUUUUUCUUUCUUAGAGGUUUGUUUAAUUGCAUCUCAGCAAUUAUUCUGCCCUCCUAAACUUGGGAAGGGGUGUGUUUUCUCGGGAAUUGUACAUGUCUUCCAUGUAUCUUUUGAGCUGGCAAUUGUCUAUUUAUCUUUUUUUUUUUUUUAAGUCAGUAUGGUCUAACACUGGCAUAUUCAAAGCCACAUCAUUUCUACUCCAAAAUUGCAAGUAAUCAAAGGUCUUUGGGUUAGGCAUUCAUGUUUCUAUCUGAUUUUGUGCAAAAGCUUCAACUUAAAACAGCUACAUUAGAAAAAGAGGCGCUCCCCCUGCCCCAGCACCUAAAGGUGUAUUUAAACUAUCUUGUGUGAUUAACUUAUUUAGAGAUGGUAUAAUUUAAAUUAGGUGAUAUUUAAGGUAGCAUCAGCUAGCUUUUAGGAAAAAUCACUUUGUCUACCCAGAAUUCUUUUUAAAAAGAAUUCUGGUCUUAUUUGUUAGAAAAUGACAUUUUAUUUUGUGCUCGGUUAAGUUUCAAACUUGUUAUCUUGAUAACAAAGGCACUAGAAAGCUUUCUCCCAUUUCCUCAUUAGUUUCUGCAUGAACAUCAUACAAAUCAGUUAGCUUUUAGGUCAAGGGCUACCAUAUUCCUGGGUCUUCAGCUAAUAAAGUUUACGUUAGAGUUAGUGCCAGAAUUUUAGGAACUUCAGAGAUCAUAUAUUGAGAUUACUUACAUAAGGCUUCAGGUAUUGCUUUAUUGCUUUUUUGUAUUGGUUAAAAUUGUACAUUUAAAAUUGCUUUGUUACUAUUUUCUACAAUUAAUAGUUUAUUUUAAAAUAAAUUAGUUGUUAAGAGUCUU
Prionailurus viverrinus (fishing cat) is the source of this 8367-nucleotide messenger RNA. RefSeq names its product RB transcriptional corepressor 1 (gene RB1). The record is from RefSeq and is a predicted model, not a curated record. Bases 4095 to 6542 code for a protein of 815 amino acids. NCBI's taxonomy places the organism in Eukaryota, Metazoa, Chordata, Mammalia, Carnivora, Felidae. Gene Ontology annotation, cellular component: chromatin; nucleus; Rb-E2F complex. Gene Ontology annotation, molecular function: RNA polymerase II transcription regulatory region sequence-specific DNA binding. Gene Ontology annotation, biological process: negative regulation of G1/S transition of mitotic cell cycle; regulation of transcription by RNA polymerase II; neuron projection development. The transcript has 29 exons.